AUGUCUUGCUACGACCUGUGCUCCACCUCUGCCUCUGGCAUCAUGCGCCCCCAGCCCCUGGCUGACAGUGGGAACGAGCCCUGUGUGAGGCAGUGCCCCGACUCCACCACCGUCAUCCAGCCACCCCCUGUGGUGGUCACCUUCCCUGGCCCCAUCCUCAGCUCCUUCCCCCAGGAAUCCGUGGUGGGAUCUGCUGGAGCUCCUCUUGUUGGGGGCUCCUUUGGCUCUGGGGGCUAUGGCUCCCUGGGUUAUGGGAGCUCUUCCCUGGGCUAUGGGGGUCUGUAU
Acanthisitta chloris (rifleman) is the source of this 285-nucleotide messenger RNA. Its product is annotated as scale keratin-like. The record is from RefSeq and is a predicted model, not a curated record. The transcript has a single exon. The annotation marks the transcript as partial. Gene Ontology annotation, molecular function: structural constituent of cytoskeleton. Gene Ontology annotation, cellular component: intermediate filament. Lineage: Eukaryota; Metazoa; Chordata; Aves; Passeriformes; Acanthisittidae.